Messenger RNA from Chenopodium quinoa (quinoa), 862 nucleotides. RefSeq names its product PLAT domain-containing protein 3-like. The transcript has 2 exons. The record is from RefSeq and is a predicted model, not a curated record. Bases 177 to 713 code for a protein of 178 amino acids. Lineage: Eukaryota; Viridiplantae; Streptophyta; Magnoliopsida; Caryophyllales; Amaranthaceae. Gene Ontology annotation, molecular function: protein binding.
AAAACACAGAAAUUUCCGUUCCCACUAUAAAAAAAAGAUCUAUAAUUAAACCGUCAGUAUCAAUACCACAAGAAGCUAAAACUGAUCCAUCAAAAUAACACAAGUCGCACAUCUAUUCCCACCACUCCUACCAACGAAGAGAGAGAAAUUAACAACGAACACUCAUCAGCAGCAAAAUGGGGAGAAACCCUGCGUUGUUAAACGCCAUCGUCUUCUUAUCCUUGGCUCUGAUCGCUCGAUCUGUAUCUGCAGGUGACGAGUCAGAAUGCGUGUACACCAUAUACGUCAGGACAGGGUCCGUCAUAAAAGCAGGGACGGACUCUAAGAUCAGCCUCGAAUUAUGGGGUCAAAACGGCGACGGAGUUAGAAUUACCGACAUCGAAAGCUGGGGCGGGCUAAUGGGCCAAAACUACGACUACUUCGAGAGGGGUAACUUGGACGUGUUCAGUGGGCGCGGCCCAUGUCUAACAGCACCAGUUUGCGGCAUGCGGGUGAUUUCCGAUGGGUCGGGCCCACACCAUGGUUGGUACUGUAACUAUGUUGAGGUUACAACUACUGGGCCCCAUGUUAAGUGCGCACAGCAGAAGUUUGAUGUUGAACAAUGGCUUAAAUCUGAUUCUUAUCCUUAUGAACUUUCUGCUACUAGAAAUUAUUGUCCUGUUUCUUUGUCUAAGCAAGCUGUUCCUGCUUUGAGGUCUGUUGCUUCAUCUUGAAUUUGUGUUUUAACAAUCCAAAUAAAAAAAAAGGGUUGUUGAAGGUUUGUGGUUUGUGAUGAGAUUGAGAGUUUGAGGUAAGAUUAACUUGGUUUUGUAAGUUAUUUGUGAUAUUAAUAAAAGUUUUGUUGAGGGGUUUUUUGUGUGAA